CGACCAGUUCACUUCAGGAUCUUGUAAAAAUCAACUUAUGCGAUCUACGGGUUGCAUUUCUCACGUCAAGUCAUGCUAAAAUCGAACCAGCAGUCGUCUCGCAACCAAAGCUUCACAUUCAUCGCCCAGACACCAUCAAAGAAAUCCAAAGAGAUUCAAAGACUUGUCAGAAGUCGUGCACGCUCUAACUCAGCUCGAAAAGAUCAAGGUCGGGUCACAUCAUGGAUAUUAAACCAAAAGGAAGCACUCAUGACGUUACAGGUUCCUGAUGGUACUAUACCAGGCCGUGUUGGGACGAACUUCUCUUUACUUGAUUUUCCCGAGCCAUUGCAGCCAUAUAUGGAAAAUGACAUAUUUCGAUCUUUUCACGGGAUGAGAGGAUCACUAUAUCCUCCCGAAAUAUGUCUCCAAGUCGAUGAGAUGAAAUCAUCCUGGACUACAAACCUCCUAGUCGACCAAGUAUACUUCCACUCUGUAAUGUUCUCGGUAGAAGCAUACUUCGACAUGCUUCUUGGACGAGACUAUGGUAGUCUUGCACAUUUUCACUUUUUGAAAACGCUCAGGCUUCUUCAGGCACGAAUAAAUAAUCCUGCAGACCCAACGUCUAUUUCAGAUGCCACCAUCAUGGUAGUCGUUAUUCUGGGUCUGGCAGCUGAGAUGAUAGGUGAUCGGACAGCGGCUGAGAAUCAUGCUGCUGGGAUGGCGAGGAUAGUGGAUUUAAGGGGUGGACUUGAGAUGUUGAGGUUUGAUAAUCCCAGAUUACCAGCCAAAGUUUGCAGAGUCGAUAUUGGUCUAGCCCUUCGAUUCGGCUGCAAGCCUGUAUUCUUCAACAAAGACAUAUCCUGGAAUCCAUAUCUUUCAAGCCAAAAUUUACUCCGCCAUAAAAAGAAGUAUCCGGAUGCGAGCCACGAUAUGAAAGCCUUUUUGAAAAAUCUUGAUCCUAGGUUAUCAAACGUGUGGAGAGAUUUCGAAGAGUUCGCAAAUCUCAGCAACAUCGCCAGCCAAACUGGUCGAAAACUUCAACCCAACAUCUUUAGCGAAGCCAUGGUGUCGAUUAUUUACCGACUACUCGCUCUUUCUCCAGAAUCAGCUUCAGAAAACGCUUUUCGACUUGGAAUGAUGACGUUCGCUGCAAGUAUCUUCUUCAGAUGGAGAGAUAUGAAACAAAGACAAGCAUAUCUGGAUGGGUCCUUCAGGGACGCGUUAAUGGAGUUGAAGAAGGCUACAACUCAGCUGCCCACUGCUGUUUUUCUGUGGCUUCUGGUGGUUUGGAGAAUAAGUUCUGUACAAAUUGGUUGUGAUGAAGCCAUUGACGAGUGGUUCUUAGAAGUCAUGGAUGGCUUGGGGAUAUGUGCAUGGCCAGAACUGCAUGGGGCAUUGAAGUCUGUCCUCUGGAUCGAUUGCUUGUUCGAUGCACCAAGCAAACGAAUUCUUAUGCCUAUACUGGAGGAGGCUGCUGAAAAAGGGACGAAGGCUGAUCCAUGGGUCGCUGCUCAACAGAAUCUCGUGUCCUCUUAGGAAUUCUCAUAUUGAAUUUAACUUCUAUAUGGCUCCUUUACUUUCAAGCCACCCUG
Fusarium verticillioides 7600 is the source of this 1574-nucleotide messenger RNA. RefSeq lists its product as hypothetical. Bases 73 to 1518 code for a protein of 481 amino acids. The transcript has 4 exons. NCBI's taxonomy places the organism in Eukaryota, Fungi, Ascomycota, Sordariomycetes, Hypocreales, Nectriaceae. The record is from RefSeq and is a predicted model, not a curated record.